AUGUCCUCCUCCUCCUCCUCCUCCACAACCCCCUCCUCCCUCGCCCACCUCCUCCCCCCCAGCUGGCAAAGCCAAGUAACCUCGUGGCUCGCCGAAGACACGCCCUCCUUCGACUACGCAGGCUUCGUCGUCGGCGACAACCCGCGCACCGCCACCCUCUGGGCCAAAUCCCCCGGCAUCAUCGCCGGCCGCCCCUUCUUCGACCAAGUCUUCCACCAAUGCGGCUGCGCCGUCGAAUGGCACGCCGACGAAUGCUCGCCCAUAGAUCUACACCGCGACAACAACGACGACAAGAACAAGAUGAAGGUCGCGACCGUCACGGGCCCCGCAAGAGGCAUCCUCCUCGGCGAAAGAGUCGCGCUCAACGCCCUCGCGCGAUGCUCCGGCGUCGCCACGCAGAGCCACAACCUCGUCACCAAGCUGCGCAAGGCAGGCUACAGGGGCGUCUUGGCCGGCACGCGCAAGACGACGCCCGGCUUCAGGCUCGUCGAAAAGUACGGCAUGCUGGCUGGCGGCGCCGACGCCCACAGGAUGGACCUGAGCGCCAUGGUCAUGCUCAAGGAUAACCACGUCUGGAGCAGGGGCAGCAUCACCGAGGCCGUCGCCGCCGCCAAGAGCGUCGCCGGCUUCAGCGUCAAGAUCGAGGUCGAGGUCCAGUCCGAGGCAGAGGCCGACGAGGCCAUUGCCGCCGGCGCCGACGUCGUCAUGCUGGAUAACUUCACGGGGGAUGGCGUCAAGGUUGCCGCGAGGAGCUUGAAGGAGCGCUGGGCCGGCAAGAAGCACUUCUUGUUGGAGGUUUCUGGGGGCUUGAGGGAGGAUAAUGUUGAGUCGUAUGUGUGCAAUGAUGUCGACAUCAUCUCGACGAGCUCGAUCCAUCAGGGCGUUCCGCACGUCGACUUUUCCCUCAAGAUCAACCACUGA
Messenger RNA from Trichoderma reesei QM6a, 921 nucleotides. RefSeq lists its product as uncharacterized. The coding region runs from base 1 to 921 and encodes 306 amino acids. Gene Ontology annotation, biological process: NAD+ biosynthetic process; quinolinate catabolic process. The record is from RefSeq and is a predicted model, not a curated record. Lineage: Eukaryota; Fungi; Ascomycota; Sordariomycetes; Hypocreales; Hypocreaceae. The transcript has 2 exons. Gene Ontology annotation, molecular function: nicotinate-nucleotide diphosphorylase (carboxylating) activity. Gene Ontology annotation, cellular component: cytoplasm.